AUGUUUAAGAUAGCCAAUGGACGAGUAAAUGAAGCUGAAGUAAAUAAAAAAACGGAUGUAAAAAACAAAUCGGAACCUAAACCCAAGGAAACUAAGGGAGCCAAACAGAGUACUGGUGAGUCUAAAAAAAAGUUGGAACAGGAUAAAAAUAACAUAAUUCUAAAGAAACCUUGGAAUUCAUCAAUCAAAAUAGAUAACAUGGAUAAGCAGGAAGAAACAUCUAUAAAGAAGAAAACGGCUAAAAAAGGCAAUAGCUCUACGAAGGAGAAGGAAAGCAAAUUAAAUAGGGUCAAUUCAAUAAAGAUAAAAAGCGAUAAAGGCCAAAACAACAGUACAAACAAGGGUAAAACCGCAACAACAAAGGAAAAUGGAGGGAAUUCAAGAAAUUUUGAAGAUGAAAAUGAGGACAUAUAUGUUUCAUACUCGUUAAAGGGAUAUCUCAAAAUAAAAUCUAACAAUAAAGUGGAAAUAUGCGACAGAUAUUACACAAGAUGCAGUGAAAAAUGCGAUGGAAGUAAAUAUGUGUGUAUAAUGGAUGAAAGUGACGAAUGUGAAGAAGAAACAUGGUGUAAUUGUUGCGAAGAUUGCGGAAGGGUGGAUGAUGAUUAUUACAUAGAACAAAAUGAAUAUAACUGUUGCAGUUGUUUGAGUAGAUGUAAGUGUAUUGGUUAA
This is a messenger RNA of Theileria parva strain Muguga, 672 nucleotides long. RefSeq lists its product as uncharacterized. NCBI's taxonomy places the organism in Eukaryota, Apicomplexa, Aconoidasida, Piroplasmida, Theileriidae. The transcript has a single exon. The coding region runs from base 1 to 672 and encodes 223 amino acids. The record is from RefSeq and is a predicted model, not a curated record.